Molecule: messenger RNA, 898 nt
Organism: Daucus carota subsp. sativus
Lineage: Eukaryota; Viridiplantae; Streptophyta; Magnoliopsida; Apiales; Apiaceae
Product: ras-related protein RABF2a
Exons: 7
Coding region: 153-755 (200 amino acids)
Cellular component (GO): Golgi apparatus; endosome
Molecular function (GO): GTP binding; GTPase activity
Source: RefSeq, a predicted model, not a curated record
ACACAUAUCUUUACACAAUCGUCGAUAAAAGUUCGGUAGGAUAUACUUUUCUUUGCCUCAGCCUUUACGACGACCCUUUCAUCUCUUCUGCAUCUCCUUUUUCAUCACGCCCUUCUCUUGUUUUCCUUUUCUUCAUCGCCGAUUUUAUACUCAUGGCCACGGCAGGGAACAAGAAUAUCAACGCCAAAUUGGUCCUUCUUGGGGAUGUUGGUGCUGGAAAAUCAAGUCUGGUUUUGCGUUUUGUCAAAGGGCAAUUUGUCGAAUUUCAGGAAUCCACAAUAGGUGCUGCCUUCUUCUCACAAACAGUGGCUGUAAAUGACGCAACUGUAAAAUUUGAAAUUUGGGACACUGCUGGUCAAGAGAGAUAUCAUAGCUUAGCUCCAAUGUACUAUAGAGGAGCUGCAGCUGCUAUAAUAGUGUAUGAUAUAACAAACCAAGCAUCAUAUGAUAGGGCAAAGAAAUGGGUUCAAGAGCUUCAAGCGCAAGGCAAUCCUAACAUGGUCAUGGCACUUGCUGGGAACAAAGCCGAUCUAUUAGAUGCAAAGAAAGUGGCAGCAGAGGAAGCACAAAUAUAUGCUCAGGAGAAUGGUCUUUUCUUCAUGGAAACCUCCGCAAAAACUGCUACCAAUGUCAAUGACAUUUUUUAUGAAAUAGCAAAAAGAUUGCCUCGUCUACAGCCAGCACCAAACCCCUCAGGAAUGGUUCUUAUGGACAGGCCUGCUGAUAGAACUGCGUCUGCCACUUGUUGCUCUUAAAUUUUCAUAAUGGUUCUAAUAAUUGCAUGUACACAUUCCAACUUAUACUGUACAGUAUCGAUGUUCAGAUACAUUGUAUCAUUUGCAAAGCUUGGUGAUUGAAUUUACCCUCUUAAAGUUGAUAAUACUUUAUAUGGUCGUAA